Molecule: messenger RNA, 3158 nt
Organism: Chironomus riparius
Lineage: Eukaryota; Metazoa; Arthropoda; Insecta; Diptera; Chironomidae
Source: the annotation of a GenBank genome assembly
GACGAGGCCCUGAUUUAUUUUUCGUACAUCUACAAUGAUACAGUUUUAAUUAAAAUACAAAACUGCAAAAAUGCAGCCAAUUUAUAAAAGUAAUCCACACGACGAUUACGAGUUAAUACAAAAAAUAGGCUCGGGGACAUAUGGGGAUGUGUAUAAAGGCAGGAACAUACAAUCAGGGGAAUAUGCAGCUAUUAAAGUCAUAAAAAUAGAAUCGGGAGAUGACUUUCAGCAAAUUGAACAAGAAAUAACUAUGCUCAAAGCAUGUAAUCACAAAAACAUUAUCAGUUAUUAUGGCUCAUAUUUAAGGCGAGACAGAUUAUGGAUUUGUAUGGAAUUAUGUGCGAUCAGUCUGCAAGACAUUUAUCAAGUAAUUGGUCCAUGUACAGAACAGCAGAUAGCAUAUGUAUGUCGAGAGACACUUUUAGGAUUGCAAUAUUUGCAUAACCGUGGGAAAAUGCAUCGAGAUAUUAAAGGUGCAAAUAUACUCCUUACUGAUAAUGGUGAUGUCAAGCUCGCUGAUUUUGGUGUUUCGGCUCAAAUUACGGCUACAAUUAAUAAAAGAAAAAGUUUCAUUGGAACGCCUUACUGGAUGGCUCCAGAAGUUGCGGCUGUAGAGAGGAAGGGCGGAUAUAAUCACCUGUGUGAUAUAUGGGCUGUCGGAAUCACCGCAAUAGAACUUGCCGAAUUACAACCCCCAAUGUUUGAUCUACAUCCGAUGCGAGCAUUAUUUUUAAUGUCAAAAAGCGGAUUUAAACCACCGACGUUAAAAGAAAAAGAACUUUGGUCCCCAAUUUUUCAUUCCUUUGUUAAGAUUUCACUGACGAAAAAUCCAAAAAAGCGACCGAAUGCUGAGCGACUUCUUCAACAUCCGUUUGUUAAUGGUGGUGGUGCUGGAACAGGCGAAAUGUCUGUACGAUUAAUGAGAGAAUUACUUCAUAAAUAUCAGAAUCCUCACCAUUUAAAUGAUCAUGAUAUGGAUGAUGAAGGUGCUGUUGGAUUUUCAUCCGUUCCAAAACGCAUUCCAAGUAAAAUGGGAACCGUACAACGAGCACGUUCCAAUCAAAAGUCUGGAGAAAGUAGUAGCAGUAGCUCAAAGUUAAUGGUUACCAAUCACAAUUUAAAUAAUAAUAACAAUAAUAAUAGUAAUAAUAAUAGUACCGAUUCACAACUAUCACCUCCUGAGACUCUACCCAGCGAAAUGAGUUUAUCGAGUUACAUGGAUGCUCAAUGGGAUCGAGUGACAUUAAAGCACCAACAUGGAAGGAACUGUAGUCAUAAUAGUAAAGAGGAAUCAUCAAAAAAAGCUGAAUCUUCGACAUCUUUAACUCAAGUCACAGACGAAUCGCCCAAGCGUCAUAAUUCAAUGGAUCGAUUAGUUGGAAUGUUUAGUGAUCUUAGUUCCCCUGCAAAUCGUCAACGAAGUUUAAGUGAUAGUGAACAACAACAACCCGACAUUCUAAAUAAUUUAAAUAAUACUCCUCCUGUGCCUCCCAAACGUAAUAAACGUCACCGAUCUCCACCAUUCCACCAUCCAGUCUCAAACGGCUUACCGCCUACUCCAAAGGUCUUAAUGGGAGCAUGUUUCUCAAAAGUAUUUAAUGGGUGUCCACUUCAUAUCAAUUGCACAACAUCAUGGAUAAAUCCUGAAACUCGUGAUCAGCAUAUCAUAAUUGGCGCUGAAGAGGGAAUUUUUACACUUAAUAUGAAUGAAAUUCAUGAUGCUGUUAUAGAUCAAAUUUAUCCACGUAAAACAAUAUGGCUUUAUGUAAUUAAGGAUGUAUUGAUGAGCUUAAGUGGCAAGUCAAGUCAAUUAUAUCGUCACGAUCUGGUGGCUCUUCAUUCCAAGCAAGCAACAAGUCGAUUUACAUUACAAUUGCACAUGCAAAGAAUACCAGAAAAACUUGUCCCGCGAAAAUUUGCUCUAACUACAAAAGUACCAGAUACAAAAGGAUGCUUACAGUGCUGUGUUAUAAGAAAUCCUUACAAUGGAUAUAAAUAUUUAUGUGGUCGUGUUUCAUCUGGCAUAUUUCUAAUGCAGUGGUAUGAUCCAUUAAACAAAUUCAUGUUAUUAAAGCAAUGUGAUUGGCCUCCUUCAUCACACAAUUGUUCGAUCAUUAACGAUAAUUCAGUAUUUGAGAUGAUCAUUCUUCCUGAAUUAGAGUAUCCGUUGGUCUGUGUGGGAGUGUCAAAAUCAUUCGGUGGAAACGGAUUGAAGCUUGAAUUAAUCAAUACGAAUAGUGCCGCUGGUUGGUUUAACUUAUCGUACGAUGAUGAUUUCUCUGAUAUGGAUAGGACAGCAACAAUGAUUCCAAAACGACUUCCCCUAAAAAUAGCAAAAGUUCACCAGAUGGAAAAGGACAUAAUCGCUGUGGUACACGAUAAUGUUAUUGAGAUGAUAGAUUUAAGUGGACAACCGAAAACAUCCAAAAAGAUUUGUUUGUCUAGGUUUGAGUUCGAUUUUAAAGUGGAUGGAAUGGUUGUUGUUCAAAACGAUAGCAUUUUAGCAUUUCAUUCGCAUGGAAUGCAGGGGAGAUCUCUUAAAAAUGGUGCCAUUACGCAAGAAAUUACAGAUACGAGUAAAGUAUAUCGAUUGUUAGGAAGUGAAAAGGUCGUUUCUCUAGAGAGUAGUCAAACACGAAGCAAUAAUGAAGGAGGUGUUUCUGAAGAAUAUCAUGACCUAUAUACGUUAGCGGGUCAUGAAGCUAGUUAUUAGAAACAUGUUACUUCAAAAAUAAAAAAAAAUUAAAGUCAUUCUAAUAAACUGCAACAGAUACGAACAAAACCACAAUAUUUAAAAAAAAAAACUAGAGAAACUUUAAAGUAUUUAACACCAUUUUUGUGUAGACAAAAACGAAGAAUGUACUACAAAAUUCAGAAGAUAUUACCUUAGAACAUAGAAUGCAGGGAGAGACCAAUGUUCACAUACUUGACGCAAAUAUAUAUUUAAUUAAAGAAAAAAAAACUUUGUCGUUUUGAUGGUUUAAGAGAUAAAAACACUAAAAAUUCAAGAAAAAAAAAGUUAAUCAUCUCGUGUCGUUCAGAAACAAAACAAACGUUAUGUUUUUUAAAAUUCUUAGAUGUUAAAACAAGUCAUUAUCUUUUAAAAUUUAUGACGAUAAUAAUAAAAAUGGAGAAAUUAUUUUCUAGUUUAAGUUUAA